ACCUCGCGUUGUACGUGUAAUCAAGCGAUAACGCUACGCGAUGUACGAUUGUUUGGCCCACUGUUGGAUUGAUGGCGUAAAUAUUAGACUAUUUAAGACAGCAACACCUAAUCAAGUUACACAACGUGAAAACUGAUUUUCGUUGAGGGGAACUGCGAACAAAGAACAAAAAAAAUGAUUCUAUCAAAUAGAAUUCCCAGAGUCUUACUCUACGCGAUCGCGUGGAGAUUGUCAUCAGUAUUUCUAGUGCAAACAAGUGACGCACCAGACGAAUAUUGGCAGUCGCUGGAGGUUGCUCAUCGCCUAGCAUUUGGCUAUGGCUACUUGACCUGGGAGUGGCGAGAAGGAAUACGCAGCUACAUCUAUCCGUUACUGAUAUCACUGAUCUAUCGACUCCUUGGAUUUUUUCACCUAGAUUACACCACACUUUUAAUAAUCGUGCCUCGCAUCAUGCAAGCCCUUCUCUCCGCUUACGCUGAUUACAGAUUCUACGUAUGGACCAGAAACAAGUGGGCUCUCUUCAGCCUCUGCACUAAUUGGUUCUGGUAUUUCAAUGCCUCUCGAACUUUAGUCAACACCCUGGAGACUUCUUUAACGACAAUUGCCUUGUCCAUUUUUCCGUGGCGAGAUAAUAACUCUAAGAGCGUCAGCUAUCUUUGGAUCGUCGCGUGGCUCUGCGUAGUUAGACCCACUGCGGCUGUGAUAUGGGCUCCAUUAUGUCUGUAUCACCUUUUGACUACUGCGACCUCGGAAAGAGUAGCUCUCCUUCUAAGUUAUUUAGGAAUAGGAAUUACCACCUUAUUUAUAGCGAUCUUAGUUGACACCAUUGGCUAUGGAAAAUUCGUUCUAAGUCACAUAGAAUUUCUUCGUAUCAAUGUUAUAAAUGGCAUUAGCGAUUUCUACGGUACUAAGCCUUUUCUUUGGUACCUGGGCAUAGGAAUCCCAGUCAUCUUGGGCCUAUACUACUUGACAUUUUUAAUCGGUGCCUGGCAAGUCAUGCAACAUCCUGCCAAGUUUCAUAGACAGGCUGUUAUGUUAGUCGUUAUCGGAUGGACUCUGGCUAUCUAUUCGUUGAUACCUCAUAAAGAAUUUCGGUUUAUUCUUCCAUUACUCCCAUUCUUCAUCUGCGUCAGUAUUGGUCCCAUUUUGUCUGUGAGUAAGUCUGUGGCACCCUUUACGCGAAAAAUUUUUGUGACUGUUUUGGUGCUCACUAACUUAUUGCCAGGACUUUACUUCUCUCUGAUUCAUUCGCGAGGUUCCUUAGAUGCUAUGAAAAUAUUACGUCAGGAAAUUUCAAGCACAGAAAAUGAUGAUGUUAAUAUUUUAUUCCUUGUACCCUGCCAUGCAGCUCCCUUUUACAGUCACUUGCACGCUAAUGUAACAGCUAGGUUUCUGACUUGCGAACCAAACUUAAGCAACCAAGAUGACUACAUUGAUGAGGCGGCGAAGUUCUUUGCAAAUCCAAACCUCUGGUUAAAACAAACUUAUAGCAACACGAAAGAUACGGAGAUGCCUACACAUCUUGUAUUAUUUCACGAGCUUGCUCCAAAUAUUCAUCAAUUUCUUGACCAAUACCGAUUAAUCGCUGAUCUAUUUUAUGCUCAUAUCACACCAAAUAAUUACAGUCAGUACCUACUGAUUUACAAAAGGAUGUGAUUACCUUUAAUUCAAUUGCAUUGAUCGCUUCGUUUUAAGUAUUACCCUUGUCGUUUGACAACUUCGUAUCAAGACUAAGUGAUCAACAGUUCCUAAACUGCUGAUAUAUUCAGACUACUUAGUCAUCAUUGUGCAUUU
Messenger RNA from Diprion similis, 1794 nucleotides. It is a transcript of the gene PIG-B, whose product is annotated as GPI mannosyltransferase 3. Gene Ontology annotation, cellular component: endoplasmic reticulum membrane. The record is from RefSeq and is a predicted model, not a curated record. NCBI's taxonomy places the organism in Eukaryota, Metazoa, Arthropoda, Insecta, Hymenoptera, Diprionidae. The transcript has 2 exons. Gene Ontology annotation, molecular function: alpha-1,2-mannosyltransferase activity. Gene Ontology annotation, biological process: GPI anchor biosynthetic process. The coding region runs from base 175 to 1656 and encodes 493 amino acids.